UUUAAUCAUAGAACCUGGAUAUCAUUAUGUAUUUAGGACUAAGGGCCUCCAUGUGUUUUUCUCCAUAAUCUCUUUGCUUUCCCUUACUGAGUGUUUGUCAAACAAAACUCAUUAAACAAAGUACUCCUUUAUUCUCGGGUAGAUGGAACUAAGAGAGCGAACAAACAGCAGUAAUGCAGUUGCUGUAGAGAAGAGGAAAAAAAAAAGCAACAUUCCAAGAAAUUUUGUUAAUACAUGCCAAUGCAGUUUUAUAUGAGAAGCAAUAGUUCCAUUCAAGAGAAACUGCAUUUUUCCAGGACAUCUGCAGUGAAGAAAACAUCUCAGAUCUCCCAUCCAGCAGGCUACAGCCUUGGCUACGAAGCUACCAACCAGUUACACUCAUUUACAAGAGAGAAACACGCAGACAAAAGGUGACAGCAGAUAAUCAUCAUGGCAUCAGCAAGUCUGCAGUUCUUUGCUUUUAUUCUGGCUUUGUUUGGUGUUUUUGGAGACAUCACGGCCACCUUGCUACCAAACUGGAAGGUAAACGCAGAUGUUGGUUCAAAUAUCAUAACAGCUAUAACACAGAUGCAAGGACUUUGGAUGGACUGCACAUGGUACAGCACCGGGAUGUUUAGCUGUACCCUGAAAUAUUCUGUUCUCUCCCUCCCCGUCUACAUCCAGGCUGCACGGACCACCAUGGUACUGUCUUGUAUCCUAUCAGCCUUUGGGAUCUGCAUCACUACAGUUGGAAUGAAAUGCACAAAGUUGGGAGGGGACACUGACAGCAAAAGCCAUGCUUGUUUUGCUGGAGGAGUCUGCUUCAUUCUUGCAGGAAUCUUUGGAUUAGUACCAACAUCCUGGUACACGAGAGAAAUUAUUGCAAGUUUUCUGGACCAGACCAUUCCAGAGAGCAGUAAACACGAACCAGGAGGAGCGGUUUAUACAGGAUUCAUUUCAGCAGGGUUUCUGCUUAUUGCAGGUGUGAUCUUCUGCACUUCCUGUUUUAAAAAGCAGCAAGGAGCAUGGAUUUACCCUCCAAAGCAGCACCAUUUCCCAUCCACAGAGCAGGAGAGCGAUGCAGGUUACAACCUGAAGGACUAUGUGUAA
Chroicocephalus ridibundus (black-headed gull) is the source of this 1089-nucleotide messenger RNA. It is a transcript of the gene CLDN20, whose product is annotated as claudin 20. Gene Ontology annotation, biological process: bicellular tight junction assembly; cell adhesion. The record is from RefSeq and is a predicted model, not a curated record. Gene Ontology annotation, cellular component: plasma membrane; bicellular tight junction. NCBI's taxonomy places the organism in Eukaryota, Metazoa, Chordata, Aves, Charadriiformes, Laridae. The coding region runs from base 430 to 1089 and encodes 219 amino acids. Gene Ontology annotation, molecular function: structural molecule activity. The transcript is spliced from 2 exons.